This is a messenger RNA of Rotaria sp. Silwood2, 1056 nucleotides long. The record is from the annotation of a GenBank genome assembly. NCBI's taxonomy places the organism in Eukaryota, Metazoa, Rotifera, Eurotatoria, Philodinida, Philodinidae.
AUGGCACCCAUUCGAAAUGCUGCCGUCAUAUUCGCUGAAGUUCCCACUGGCUAUCCAGAACCCGGUAAACAUAUCAAGUAUGUCACAAAUCGAACAAUCGAUAUCGAUACAGUCGAUACAGAAGGCGGCAUCGUCACCAAGAAUCUUGUCGUUUCCAUUGAUCCGUAUAUGCGAAGUCUAAUGAGAGCACCGGAAAGGAAAAGCUAUUCACCUCCGUUCGAGCUCAACAAACCACUGACCAACUUCAGCGUCGGAAAGGUUGUUAAAUCUGACAACGACAAGUACAAAGUCGGUCAACUCGUCUACGGAUUUGCAGGAUACGAAGAAUAUACAGUUCAUCCAAGCGCUCAAUCCGCAGGACUUCGUGUUCUUACUGAGGCAGAACUCAAGCUUGGUUUACCUUUGACAACAUGGGUUGGUGGGGCUGGAAUGCCUGGACAAACGGCUUUCUAUGGUUUUUAUUACAUAGGAGAGCCGAAGAAGGGAGAUACAAUCUUCAUUACUGCAGCUUCUGGAGGUGUCGGUCAAAUUGUCGGACAACUCGCAAAGCGUGACGGCUUAACAGUGAUCGGAUCAGCUGGAUCAGACGAGAAAGUCGAAUGGCUCAAAAGUGAACUUUCGUUCGAUCAUGCUUUCAAUUACAAGACAGCUAAUCCAAAAGUGGAACUCGCCAAAUUCAAACCUCUCAAUAUCUACUUCGACAAUGUAGGCGGGGAUCAACUCGAGGCAGCUCUUGAUGCAGCAGAUAUUCAUGCUCGAUUCAUUGAAUGUGGUAUGAUUUCACAGUACAAUGAACCUAGUGCACAUGUUAUUCGAGGUCUCAUGCAGAUUGUUACCAAACGACUCAAACUUGAAGGUUUUAUCAUUUGGGACAAGGUGGUUGAUCCGAGUUUUCAAAAACAUUUCUAUUCAAAAGUUCCCAAAUGGAUUGCAAGUGGAGAACUCAAGAUCAAAGAAGAUAUAACGAAAGGAUUGGAACAUGCUCCUGAGGCAAUUGUUGGUAUCUUUCAAGGAAAGAACUUUGGAAAGGCGGUCAUUCAAAUCGCUGACGAAUGA